Messenger RNA from Salarias fasciatus (jewelled blenny), 1963 nucleotides. RefSeq names its product Fc receptor-like protein 5. Gene Ontology annotation, molecular function: transmembrane signaling receptor activity. Gene Ontology annotation, cellular component: external side of plasma membrane. The transcript is spliced from 11 exons. NCBI's taxonomy places the organism in Eukaryota, Metazoa, Chordata, Actinopteri, Blenniiformes, Blenniidae. Gene Ontology annotation, biological process: immune response; cell surface receptor signaling pathway. The record is from RefSeq and is a predicted model, not a curated record. The coding region runs from base 102 to 1859 and encodes 585 amino acids.
GGAGGUAUUAUUGGUUGAAAGAUUCACACCAACUCCCAGGGGAGAAUGAAAAGUUGGUACAACUCACUGCUUCUGAGUCCUUCAAUGGAAAAUAUUACUGUAUGGCCACAAGCAGAGAUGACUCUUAUCCUUCAACCACAUGGAGUGAAGCCUUCACAGUGUCAGUGUUACAGAAACCCAGGGCUACACUGACAUCAGGCACCACAACCAUCUCAGUCGGAGGCUCAGUGAGUCUUUCCUGCUCUGUGAGAGACUCUGAUGGAUGGAAAUAUGAGUUUUACAGAAAAUCAUUGACCAGGUGGGAGAAACUAGCUGAAACAAAUGUUGGGGACAAUGGAGUCAUCCAGGUAUCUAAAGGAGGAAUAUAUCGGUGCAGAGGAGAGAGAGAAACAUCAGGUUAUCUCUCUGACAUGAGUGGUGAAGCCACCAUUCUGAUAACUUUCACCAACAAGCCUGUCAUAACACGACAACCCAGCUGGUCUCAGAUAUUCCAGGGUGAGAAGAUCACUCUGACAUGUGAGGUCCAGGGAGGAGAGAAGACUGACUGGAAGUAUUACUGGUGGAGAAAUUCACAAUCACUUCCAGACAAUGAAAAGUUGUUACAAUUCACUGCUUCUGAGUCCUUCAAUGGAGAGUAUGAAUGUAUGGCCAGACGCAAAGUUGACUUCUAUUCUUCAACCACAUGGAGUGAAGCCUUCACAGUGUCAGUGUUACGACUAAAGCUCGUCCUCUCUGUGUCUCCAUCAUGGUUGAUUCCUGGAGCUUCAGUCACUCUGAUCUGUCACACUGAACCUCCGUCAGCAGGGUGGAGCUUCUACUGGUUCAAAGCUGUUCCAAACUCUCAGGAUUCCUACACCUAUGAGCCUCUACCUGGUACCAGCAGUGGGACAGCAAACAAUUCCUUCACAGUUCAUGGACAGACACACACAGCAGGAUAUGCAUGUUCAGCUGGACGAGGGGAUCCGCUGAUUUACACACAACACAGUCGUCCCACAUUUGUCUGGUCUUCAGGUGUUCAUCCAUCAGCGUCUCUCACAGUGAAUCCUGACAGAGUCCAACACUUCACCUCUGAAUCUCUCUCACUGACAUGUGAAGGAAGCUCUUCCCAGUGGAGGCUGAUCCGGUUUCUGACUGACGACUCGCUGUUGAGCUUUCUUCCUCCAGCUACGAUCAGACGAUCAACAUAUAUUAAGAAUGAGGCUCCAAGAAAAGCCGUGUACUGGUGUGAGUCUGGAACAGAGUUCAGCAAUGCAGUCAAUAUCUCCACACACUCUGAUGGCGUUAUCCUGGUGAGCCCUGUGUAUCCUGUACCUGUGGGAGAGUCUGUAACUCUCCUCUGUGUCAUGAAGACUGGAAAUAUUUCCUCUGAUGUGUUUUUCUACAAAAAUAACAAACUCAUUGAAAAUGAGAGACGAAGAGAGAUGAAGAUCUCUGCAGUGUCAGAAUCAGAUGAAGGUUUCUACAAGUGUCAGUACAAUGGAAGAGAAUCAGCACAAAGCUGGAUGGCUGUUCAAUUUGUAUCCAGGAAAAAAAGCUUUCCAUUGUGGUCUAUUGGGUUGAUUUGUGGACUUCUUAUUUCUCUGCUGCUGCUGUUAUGGCGCUCCAAAAGGACAAAAGAUUCAUGCUUCAACAGGGUUAACAGGUCUCAAAGUUCACAGCAGAGCCAAACUACAGACCACAGCAGCAACCAGCUGGAAGAUCAGUGCAACACAUAUGCUUCUCCGUUCCAAGGUGAAUCCACUAAUGUGACAUAUUCUUCAGUAGAACUUAAAAACAUCAAGAAUGGUGAAUCUGAUAAUGUGACUUAUUCUUCAACUGAGCUUAAAAAAGUCAAGAAUGGUGAGUAUUGGAUGUUAUAAAGUGGAUAUGCUACAGAUAAAAUUAUCAGCCAGUGGAACAAAUAUGUCUACUUUCAAUGAGUGAAUUUUAUUUCAUUCUCACAGUGAAGAAGAAGAAACCAGAG